Molecule: messenger RNA, 1237 nt
Organism: Melospiza georgiana
Lineage: Eukaryota; Metazoa; Chordata; Aves; Passeriformes; Passerellidae
Gene: RPP25L
Product: ribonuclease P/MRP subunit p25 like
Exons: 2
Coding region: 522-1061 (179 amino acids)
Biological process (GO): tRNA 5'-leader removal
Cellular component (GO): ribonuclease MRP complex
Molecular function (GO): RNA binding
Source: RefSeq, a predicted model, not a curated record
GGAGAUGGCCGGUGGUUCCUUUCAGCCUUGGGCCAAGGGUGGGUAAAUUGCUUCCAGUCCCACACUCUUGUAGACUGCCCCACACUCCUGUUCGUGUGAGUUGCCCAUGCUCAGGGCAAUCUGGUCUUGUGGAUCUUUUCUGCCUUGAAGUUCUCCUAUCUCUGUGCUGACAGAAGGAGUAGCUUUUGCCUUUAUCCCGCCUCUGCUUUCCUGAGGCUGCUGCAAGCCAAGGCCCGUGCUGGCUCUUUCCCUUUCCAGUGAGAGGCACAAGCCAUGCCUUGCUUGGUCUGGCUGUAACAUGGAGUUUCCAAGGCCAUGCUUUUGCAAGGGUCUCAAGCCCUUCAGGUUGGUGAGACGCUGCCCAGCUGAGUGUGACCUGGGAGUCCUGCAGGAACGGGGCAGAAUCCCCACAGGAAUCCCUGAAGAGCUUGCUGGUCCCUGAACUCUCCCUGAUCAGCAACCUCGCUGUUUUUUAAAAAAACCCGCUCCCUGCAGCUGCCUGGGGAGCUCAGUAUUGCAGAAUGGAGAACUAUAAGAAGACAAAAAUUGUGGAGAGACCUUGUCCUCUUCCUUUCACUGACCUGCCCGCUGAUAUUAUUGAAAUGAAGGUGAAGGACGGGAGCAAAAUUAGGAAUCUGAUGGGCUAUGCCAUGAGCAAGAUGGAGCAGGACUCGGUGAGGCAGAUUCUAUUCACUGGCUCAGGCAAGGCCGUCAGCAAGACCAUCACCUGCGUGGAAAUCAUGAAACGAAGGCUGAAGGAGCUGCACCAGAUCACCAAAGUGCUCUUCAGACAGAUCGAAGAAAUCUGGGAGCCCAUUGUGCCUGAGGCAGGCCUCGAUGCCUUGACAGUGAAGAGGAACAUUCCUGCCAUUUGCGUCCUGCUGAGCAAAGAUGCCCUGGAUCCCCAGGAGCCGGGGUACCAGGCCCCAGGAUCUUUCGAUGCCUUCUGGACUGAGACACUGAAAGCAGAAUCGCAGGGCCAGAUGAAGAGGAAGCAGGGCGGAGGCCGGGGAGCUGCCAGCACGGGGAAGCACCCCCGCUCCACCGGGGGAGUGCCCUGAGGCGGCGGCUCCGCGUGGUUCAGGGGAGCUGCAGAAACCAGCCCGGGGCUGCGGCUGCACAGCUGUUGCUGAACACGGGGCUCACACAGGUCUGAGGGGAGGGCAGGAGGGGCGGACUGUUACAACUGGGCGUGAUCCUGGCUGUCUGAAAAUGGGUUUUGACAAGUUCCCGUGCC